Miniopterus natalensis is the source of this 4428-nucleotide messenger RNA. RefSeq names its product discoidin domain receptor tyrosine kinase 1 (gene DDR1). The record is from RefSeq and is a predicted model, not a curated record. Lineage: Eukaryota; Metazoa; Chordata; Mammalia; Chiroptera; Miniopteridae. Gene Ontology annotation, cellular component: signaling receptor complex; plasma membrane. Gene Ontology annotation, biological process: positive regulation of kinase activity; multicellular organism development; protein phosphorylation. Gene Ontology annotation, molecular function: protein tyrosine kinase collagen receptor activity; collagen binding; ATP binding.
GCUGGCUCCAGCCCCCUUUCCGCUGUCACUUGACUCCGCUGGGCCCCAGCCCUGCUUCCCUGCCACUCCUCCAGCCCUGGGCUGGGCCGAGGUGGGCAUCACCGGUUAGGAAUUUCUCCUGGGGGACAGGGGGUAAGGGUUUCAGAAUUUUGUGGUUAACUCUACUCUUCCGAGCGGACCCGUGUCUGGCACCGUCAUGCCGCCUGGCCCGGGGCGGCAUGGGCCUGGGGUGUGGGAUGUCCCACUAGAGCGUCAGGGCUGCUGCUCCUCUCCUGAGGCGGCGGAGGGGCACGUCUCAGCCUGGCCUCGAGCCGGUCUUCCCCAGCACCGCCCUGGAAGGAGAGGCUGAGCGCCCAGAGAUGCUGCCCCCACCCCCUUAGGCCCAAGGGAUCAGGAGCUAUGGGGCCAGGGGCCCUCUCACCUCUACUGCUGCUGUUCUCGGUGGCAACUGGAGAUGCUGACAUGAAGGGACAUUUCGACCCUGCCAAGUGCCGCUAUGCCCUGGGCAUGCAGGACCGGACCAUCCCAGAUGGGGACAUUUCUGCCUCUAGCUCCUGGUCAGACUCUACGGCUGCUCGCCACAGCAGGCUGGAGAGCAGCGAUGGGGACGGGGCAUGGUGCCCCGCAGGGCCGGUCUUUCCCAAGGAGGAGGAGUAUCUGCAGGUGGAUCUUCGGCGGCUGCACCUGGUGGCUCUGGUGGGCACCCAGGGGCGGCAUGCUGGAGGCCUGGGCAAGGAGUUCUCCCCCAGCUACCGGCUGCGUUACUCCCGGGACGGCCACCGCUGGAUGGACUGGAGGGACCGCUGGGGUCAGGAGGUGAUCUUGGGUAAUGAGGACCCUGGGGGAGUGGUGCUGAAGGACCUUGGGCCCCCCAUGGUGGCCCGACUGGUCCGCUUCUACCCCCGGGCUGACCGGGUCAUGAGCGUCUGUCUGCGGGUGGAGCUCUAUGGCUGCCUCUGGAAGGAUGGACUCCUGUCUUACACAGCCCCUGUGGGGCAGACGAUGUACUUGGCCGAGGCCGUGCACCUCAAUGACUCUACCUACGAUGGACACACCACACACACCGUUGGCGGGCUGCAGUAUGGAGGCCUGGGCCAGCUGGCAGAUGGUGUGCUGGGGCUGGAUGACUUCCGGAAGAGCCAGGAGUUGCGGGUCUGGCCAGGCUACGACUACGUGGGAUGGAGCAACCACAGCUUCUCCAGUGGCUACCUGGAGAUGGAGUUUGAGUUUGACAGGCUCAGGGCCUUCCAGGUCAUGCAGGUUCACUGUAACAACAUGCACACCCUGGGAGCCCGCCUUCCUGGCGGGGUGGAGUGUCGCUUCAAGCGGGGCCCAGCCAUGGCCUGGGAGGGGGAGCCUGUGCGGCAUGCCCUGGGGGGCAGCCUGGGGGACCCCAGAGCCCGGGCUGUGUCGGUGCCCCUUGGCGGCCGCCUGGCUCGCUUCCUGCAGUGCCGCUUCCUCUUUGCUGGGCCUUGGUUACUCUUCAGUGAGAUCUCCUUCAUCUCUGAUGUUAUGAAUGACUCUUCUCUGGCUCUGGGGGGCACCUUCCCACCAGCCCCUUGGUGGCCACCUGGCCCACCUCCCACCAACUUCAGCUUGGAGCUGGAGCCCAGGGGCCAGCAGCCCGUGGCCAAGGCGGAGGGGAGCCCGACUGCCAUCCUCAUUGGCUGCCUGGUGGCCAUCAUCCUGCUGCUGCUGCUGAUCAUCGCCCUCAUGCUCUGGCGGCUGCACUGGCGCCGGCUCCUCAGCAAGGCCGAGCGUCGGGUCCUAGAAGAGGAGCUGACAGUUCAUCUCUCUGUCCCUGGGGACACCAUCCUCAUCAACAACCGCCCAGGUCCUCGAGAGCCACCCCCUUACCAGGAGCCCCGGCCUCGCGGGAACCCAGCCCAUUCUGCCCCCAGUGUCCCCAACGGCUCAGCGUUGCUGCUCUCCAAUCCAGCCUACCGCCUCCUUCUGGCCACUUACGCCCGUCCCCCUCGAGGCCCGGGCCCCCCCACACCCGCCUGGGCCAAACCCACCAACACCCAGGCCUGCAGUGGCGACUAUAUGGAGCCUGAGAAGCCAGGUGCCCCGCUUCUGCCCCCACCUCCCCAGAACAGCGUCCCCCAUUAUGCCGAGGCUGACAUUGUCACUCUGCAGGGCGUUACCGGGGGCAACACCUAUGCCGUGCCCGCGCUGCCCCCAGGGGUGGCCGGGGAUGGGCCCCCCAGAGUGGAUUUCCCUCGGUCACGGCUCCGUUUCAAGGAGAAGCUUGGCGAGGGCCAGUUUGGGGAGGUGCACCUGUGUGAGGUAGAGAGCCCUCAAGAUCUGGUCAGUCUUGAUUUCCCUCUUAAUGUGCGCAAGGGACACCCCUUGCUGGUAGCUGUCAAGAUCCUACGGCCAGAUGCCACCAAGAAUGCCAGGAACGAUUUCCUGAAGGAGGUGAAGAUCAUGUCAAGGCUAAAGGACCCAAACAUCAUCCGGCUGCUGGGCGUGUGCGUGCAAGACGACCCUCUCUGCAUGAUUACCGAUUACAUGGAGAACGGUGACCUUAACCAGUUCCUCAGUGCUCACCAGCUGGAGGACAAGGCGGCUGAGGGGCCCCCCGAGGAUGGGGCAGCCGCCCAGGGGCCCACUAUCAGCUACUCGAUGCUGUUGCAUGUGGCGACCCAGAUUGCCUCGGGCAUGCGCUAUUUGGCCACGCUCAACUUUGUGCAUCGGGACCUGGCCACAAGGAACUGCCUGGUCGGGGAAAAUUUCACCAUCAAAAUUGCCGACUUCGGCAUGAGCCGGAACCUCUACGCUGGGGACUAUUACCGCGUGCAGGGCCGGGCGGUGCUGCCCAUCCGCUGGAUGGCGUGGGAGUGCAUCCUCAUGGGGAAGUUCACUACGGCGAGUGACGUGUGGGCCUUUGGGGUGACCCUGUGGGAGGUGCUGAUGCUCUGCCGGGCCCAGCCCUUCGGGCAGCUGACGGAUGAACAAGUCAUUGAGAACGCAGGGGAGUUCUUCCGGGACCAGGGCCGGCAGGUGUACCUGUCCCGGCCCCCUGCCUGCCCCCUGGGCCUGUAUGAGCUGAUGCUUCGGUGCUGGAGUCGGGAGCCGGAGCAGCGACCACCUUUCUCCCAGCUGCAUCGGUUCCUGGCAGAAGAUGCACUUAACACAGUGUGAAUCACGACACCCAGCCGGCCCUCCCUCGGGGAGGCUAGGGGGAAGCCAGCGGCACCAAACCAGAGGAGCUAAUGGCACCUCCACUCCCUCUGCCCUUCACCUCAAAGAGGCAGUGUGACCCCAGGUGGGCCGAGCCUGCCAGGGCGCUGACGCGCUCCCUGCUCCUCUCCUAGAAGCCCCUGCCACCCACCCAGCUGGCCCUGUGGAUGGGAUCCUCUCGGACCUCUUCUGGCCAUACCUUGGGGGAGCAUGGGACAAACAGGGCAGACACUGGACUUGGCCCCCUGGAGCACCUGGGCCUCCUGGACAACACUGGUUCUCAGAGGGAAGGUUGUGGCCACCCAGCCUCUCUCUUUCCGUCACACACUGGACCCCACUGGCUGAGAAUUUGGGAAGUGAGGAUGGAAAAGGAAUUGUCCUCCUUCUGGAAUUGUCCUCAGCUUGGCUUUUCUCCCCCAACCCUGUCCUCUGAAACACUGGACCUGGGGGUGACCCCGCCCCGACCCCUAUCACGCCCACCUUCCCCUGCCGUGUUGGAGCUAGAACUUCUCUAAGCCUGAUGUUUCUGUGGAAUAAAGAUUGGGAUUAGGGGAAAGGAAAAAAUGCCCGUGGCCUGGGUUUGGGCAUCUCUACCGUAGCUGCCACAUUGGUUUUUCUAUAAUCACUUGGGGUUUGUACAUUUUUGGCAGAAGAGACACAGAUUUUACACUAAUAUAUGGAUCGAGCUCAAUGUAAUUUUAAUCCCCUGCAUUAGGCAGGUAAUAAUAAAGGUUGAGUUUUCCACAGCUAUGAGUAGGUUUCUUGGGGUUUUAGUAAAAUCUGCCUCCUGCUCCCCCCUUCCUUCUUUCUCUUCCCCUUCCCUGUUUCCCUCUUCCACUCCCUACUGCGUACUUUGCCCAGCACAGUGUGCUGUGUGUCCAUAAGCCAGGCCCUUGCUGGAGGGGGACCUCAGGUCCCACAUGAAUUUAUGAACCUCGUCAGCUCCAACAAGAGCUCUGCAGGAGGCCUGGGUCUUAAGCUUGUUUGACCCAUGGACUCUUCUGGCAGUCGGAGAGGUCUACUGAUUUCUCCUCAGAAUUAUGUUUUAAAACCCAUUUAAAGAGAUAUAUACACAUACAUAUGUGCGUGUAUAUAUAUUUAUGUGAUUAUGGUUUAUCAAAAUGUUAAAAAUUAUGCUAUAUUAAGGUCCUUUUAAAUAUAUUUAAUAACACCUAGGAGCAGUGUAGUAGGUACUGAUAUUUUCAAAAAGUAUAACAAUAAACGUACGUGAGAUUUCUGUGA